AUGGCAGCUGACAAAACAUUUGCUCUCUGUGACAUGAAGCUUUCUGGAUACUAUAAUGGAAGCGUCACCACAACCAUCUCUGGGUCAGUUUGCUUAAACUGGUCAGACUUCCCUGAUUACAUUCAGCAGUAUCCAAAUCGGGGACUAGGAAACCACAACUACUGCAGGAAUCCAGAUGGGGGACCAACCCCUUGGUGCUUCUAUCAACUCAUUUCGGGAGCAACUGGCUGGGCAAACUGUGAUUGUAGCCAGGAUUCAGUGCGACUUACGGAAAGUGGCAGGGUGGAAGUAUACUACAAAGGACUGUGGGGGUUGAUCUGCGAUGACGAGUGGACUGACUUGGAUGCCAGUGUAGUAUGCCAACAACUGGGGCUCAGUGAAACUGGCACAGCCCUAAGACAGCAUCCUUCCAGUCCGGAGCUGUUACCCUUACAUCUUCAGUCUGCAAACUGUCGCGGGGAUGAGAAGAUGCUGUCCCAGUGCAGUUACCAGGAAAUAUUCAGAGCUUGUAUCCAGGGAACUGCAGGAGCCAGUUGUGGAUCAUCUCAAGCUAUAGGAUCUCCACUGCGUCUGGUAGGAGGCAAAACAAGUUUUGAGGGUCGAGUAGAAAUUUAUCAUGGUGGCCAUUGGGGCACCAUCUGUGAUGAUCAGUGGGAUGACAAGGAUGCUGAAGUGGUUUGCAGACACUUGGAUCUCAGUGGAUCCUCAAGAGCUGUGUCUUGGGCUCACUUUGGGAAGGGCUCAGGCCCAAUCCUGCUGGAUGAAGUUGAAUGCUCAGGCAAUGAGCUUUCACUGGACCAGUGCAAGAAGAGUGAUUGGGGGAAACACAACUGUGACCAUAUUGAAGAUGCUGGGGUUAUUUGUGACCCCUUUGUAGAAGGAACAAUCCGAUUGGCAGGAAGCCUCCAUCCAAGUGAAGGAAGGGUAGAGAUCUACCACAAUGGAAGAUGGGGAUGUAUUUGUGAUGAUGGCUGGAAGACAGGAAUCAAUGCUCAGGUUGCUUGCAGACAGCUGGGCUUCAGGUAAGUGAGAACAGUCUAUCGUCAAUUAGGCUGGUGGAAGAGUAACAUAAAACCUCCCCAUGAAAAUCCAAGCCAGUAUUUGGCCUUUGCUGUAUCUUCUUUGGUUUUCUCUUUCAGGGGAAGUUGGCCAUGGCAGGUCUCCUUGCGUCUGAAGGGGAUUCACAAAGAUGCUCGUUUGCUGUGCGGUGCAACACUUAUCAGCAGUUGUUGGGUGAUGACAGCAGCACAUUGCUUCAAAAGAUUUGGGGUAGACGUUCGUCGUUACCUUCUGCGGGUGGGAGACCAUCAUACCGGUGUGAGAGAUGAUUCGGAGAGAGAGUUGCCAGUGGAGAAGAUCCUCCUUCAUAGAAAUUAUCAGUCGAGCAGUAAUGAUAAUGACAUUGCUCUGGUCAGGAUGUGGGGCAAAGAGGACAACUGUCUUUCCUUCAGCCACCAUGUCUUCCCAGUCUGCCUCCCUGUUGGGAAGCAGAAAGCUGCAGUGGACCGAAAGUCUUGUGUCAUAUCAGGCUGGGGAGAUACAGGAAGAUCAUACUCAAGGAUGUUACUCCAGGGAACCGUGGCUCUUCUCCCAAGAAAAGUAUGCAAAUCUCGUUAUGGAAAGAAAUUUACUAAUCGGAUGCUCUGUGCUGGAAAUCUUUCUGAAGACAAUCGGGUAGACAGCUGUCAAGGGGACAGUGGAGGACCAUUGGUGUGUCAAAGACCAAACACACAAUGGGUAAUUCUAGGGGUUACUUCCUGGGGAUAUGGGUGUGGGCAAAAAGAUUCUCCUGGUGUUUAUACAAAGGUCAGCAAAUUUGUGCCUUGGAUCAAGAAAGUGACCAAAAUAAUAUGAGAACAGUCAACCCAAAGAUGGAUUCAUGGUGCUUUAUGAAGUGGGACUUAAAAUGCAAGGAGCUAUAUCUUUAAUUAUGCCAGUACUGGAGAGCUUUUCCAAUAUUAGCCAUACAUUUUUUAAGACAUACGGACAAAAAUGCCAUAGAAAUGCCUGUAAACUCUGCUUUGAUUCCAUUUUUGAAUAUAUAAUACUGCUAGAAGUAAGUUUUCUUAAAAUCUGUACAAAGCUUACAAGACAGAUUUGUUUUCAUAUCACCUAUGACUCCAUUAUGUUGUUUGCUCCUACUUUUCAGUCUAAUCUUAGGACGGGUCCAUCCUAAGCUUUUUGCUAAGUCCCUGAGUGCUCCUGCCUCUCUGGUCUGGUUGUUCCCUAGGCAGCAUAUCUCUUGCCUUCGUUCCCCAGAGCCAUUCGCGCAUUCCAUUACAGGCUGUGAAAGCGCCAGACAAUCUAUUUCAGCCCCAGCACGACCCACCUUCAAGGAGGGCUGCUGUGCAGGGCAGCCCAAAGAGGGAGAUAGGAGUUGAAGCAAUACUGUGGUCAUAAGUACAAACAGGCUGCCAAGCAACCAGAUUUUGAUUAUGUAACUGCAACAGUCAUAACUUCAAGGACUGGAGUAAGGGACAUUCAGUAACUUCAAAUAGACGAUGAACGAACGAUAAUUAAGCUAGCACUACCUGCACCUGUCUCUCUCACAAUUUUUUUCUUGAUUUAUUUCUCUCAAAUUGUUCCUCAAAUCUGGACAUUCCUGAGGUAUUUCUGACAUCUCUUUCCUAAACAUUUUGUUCUGUUUUGCUAAAAUUUAUUAAUUUAAUUAAUUUAUAUUGCUGCCUAUUCGCCCAUGGCAAC
Messenger RNA from Notechis scutatus (mainland tiger snake), 2703 nucleotides. Lineage: Eukaryota; Metazoa; Chordata; Lepidosauria; Squamata; Elapidae. The record is from RefSeq and is a predicted model, not a curated record.